Messenger RNA from Ectocarpus sp. CCAP 1310/34, 5934 nucleotides. The record is from the annotation of a GenBank genome assembly. NCBI's taxonomy places the organism in Eukaryota, Phaeophyceae, Ectocarpales, Ectocarpaceae.
UCCCUUUUCUGUAAACUCUCUCCAUCGAUCUGCUACUUGCGCAGACGCACGCAGUCGAGGUUGCAAGGCGACGGAGAGACAAAGGGAGUUCCCUCACAGGAAGCGCUGACACCGGGGCUGGAGGGGUCGACCUCUGCUGGUCAGGCGACGGGGCUUGCUGGACUUUUCGACCGACCCCCCCAACUAUUUUGUGUCAUUCCCAAUCUCUGUCUUCUCUCCAAAGCGACAAACGGCAUGCAGCGAUAGGACGAGGCGGGGUUUACUGCAAGAGCUUGGGAGGUGUCGGGGGCCCCUCGUAGUGUUACGACAAUAUGGGAGCUUCCGGGAGCAAAGCGCGGAGGCCGUUGACGAAGGAAGGGCGCUUGGCGGGCACGAAGUUCGAUGAUGUCGAGCUGCACGUGAUCAGCCUGACAUACAAGGACCUAGCAGGACUGUCCAAGGGAGACAAGGGCGGAGAGUCUAUCGACAAGGCCACAUUUCUGCAGAACUUUCCCGUACCGGGGCUCGUUGGAGACCGCUUGUUCCACGCUCUGGACAGCAACAAGUCCGGGCGAAUAUCCUUCGAUGAUUUCGUGGUCGGGCUGGCGGUGUGCUGCCGAGGGACCCUGGAAGAGAAGAUGCGGUUCCUCUUCGGGGUAUACGACAUGAACGAGGACGGCUUGAUCGGAAGGGACGAGCUCUUGCUAAUGCUCAACCAGGUGCCUCGCACGCUCCUGAACAUCGGCAUAGAACCGGUAGACAGGUCUGCUCUUGACUGGGACUCCCGCACCCUGGAUGGCGAAACUAAGACCACGGGGUACGGCCUAGACCCCGCCCUAGCCAUGACGACGCCUCGUGUUGGAAGCUACAGCCGUGGGGAUGACUUUUUCGGCGGGGGGGCGGACGAUGGUGCACCGCCCUCGAUGUCUUCUGGUCGAGGGAGCAGGCGUGGGGGAGGGGGCGCGAGUUUGGCGGGGGGUUACGUCACUCCCCCCGCGGAUAAGGGGCCGAGGUCAAUGUUUACGAACGAGGGUAUUGCGGAUCAGGCCCUCAGGGAGUUUGGCGAGGGGAGCGACAAAUCGCUGACUUUCGACCAGUUCCAGCGCUGGGCACAGUCCACGCCGGCGGUGCAAGCUCUGUUGCAAGGAGCUUUUCCCUCGGACGCACACUUCUCCUUGGCAACAUCUCCAUCGGCUCGUCGUUCAACGUGCGAAACCCUGACCACGUUCGAUUCUCCCCACAGAAGCAGCGCCGUUUCCGCUCUACCUUUCACCACCCCUCGGAGGACGCGGGAGUCGAAGUCCGCCGCCACAGCUAUCUCUUGCGUGGCCGCCUGGUCGGCCUCUGCGUCUGCACGCCCGGCUUCGAUGGGCGGCGGCGGCGGCGGCAGCAGCAGCAGUAGCGGCGGCGGCGGUGGCGGCAGGCAGGCACCGCCGUUGAGGCUGCGGUCUAUGGGCGGAGAGGAGGCGUUCUUGAGCUCCAUCGGGGACGGGGGCGGCGGUAAGCAGCAGCAGCCUCCCAUGGGUUUGAAAACACCGUCGCGAACCUUGAGUCGCAACACAUCGUACGGCAACCUGCUGCGUUCGCCCUUGGUAGGGCAUGGACUCAGGGGGCCCGCGGCGAUGAGCCCCAGGCCUAGGGGGUUCUUCAACGCGGUGGGAGGGCCGGCGGGGGCCGGAGACGGGGGGGGGGUGACGGCUACUGCGAAGGGGAGGGGUUCGGGGGGCGAGGAGUCGUUACAGACCCCGAGGCCGGGAGCGUCCGGUGUGGGGCGGACUUGGGGGGAAGACGAGCUCAGGAGAGCUGACGGCAGGAAGGGCGGCGGCGGCGGGGUUCGGAAAGAGAGGGAGAGAAACAUCCCGCCGACUCCGAUCACCACGGGCAGGACCAGGCGCAGGACGCGGUCCGCAUCCGGGUUGGUUCCGGCGCUCCGCCGCGGGCAGAGCGGGAGCGUCGCCACCCCCGGCUUGACGGUCGACGGACCCUCUUCCACCCCCGGCCGUCCGACUGCUGCGACCGUCGCCGCCGCCGCCGAUGCAGGUGCCCGGACCUUUGGACGGCAGAGCAUAAGCCCCAGCAGAAUGGAAUAUGGCGCUGGUGGUAACAGCGGUGGCGAUGAUGUAGCGGCGGCGGGCUCUCGGCCAUCAAAUAGCCCUCGUGGUUCCGCCAGCGGGGCGGGCGGCGACGCGGGCCCGCCUCCCAAGACCCCUGCACACCCUCGCGGUGGUGGCGACGCCAACUCCGACAGGCCCACCCCACACGGCACCGCGCGGGCGACCCGCAAGGCGAAGAAGCUUGUGGUGAUGGCGGAGGCGGCGGCGGCGGCGGCGGCGGAGACGGCGGCGGCGGCGGAGACGGCGGCGGCGAAUAUGUCGGCGGGGGGCGCCGGCGCCGGCGCCGGCGACGACCAGCAGCCCGGCACUCAGGCCCUGUUGGCGCUCGCAAAUGCCGCCGCGGUCGGCGUGCCCCCCCCCACGCACGCCCCCACAAGGGGAAGGAAGCUGAGGCGCUACCUGAGUCACGACGCGGGGCCUUCGGAUGGUAGCAGCCCCGCGGCUAGUAACGGCACGGCGAGGGCGAGGGGGUUCAUGAGGAUGAACAGCAGGCAGGGCCCAAGCAUGCAGCCCCCGGGCAGUGUUCCACGCAUGGGCAGGAAGAAGAUGGCGUUACGGCGGCUGAACUCCCUCUCCGCGGCGGCGUGGGGUGCGAGGGCAGAGAGCGUGUCCGACAGCGGCAGCCGCUCGCCGCCGCCGCCGCCGCCGCUCGGUGGCCGUAGCGUGCCGGCGCUUGGCGGUGCCGGCGGGGCACCGGCCGCCUCGCGAAACGCUCCGACCAACCCUGUGCCCGCCACCGCCACCACCGACCCAGCAUUCGCCGCCACCACUGCAAGCGGCGGCGGCGGCGGCGGCGGCAGUGUUCCUACGGCCAGCGUAGCGUCGCCGAUGACUGACUCGUCUCCACGAGCGCGAGCGAGCGACGCGAGCGGUAGCCGCAUUUUCAGCAGCCCGGGCUACGGCAAGAAGGACCCCGCCGCCGCCGCGGUCCCCGCGAGGGAUCCCGUCGCGGUGAUAGACCAACAACGUAGGGGCAUGGUCGGAGACUCCCCCGCCCACGGCGCCGGCGGUGGCCACACAAGAGCUAGCGUGAGCGAAGGCGGCAACGGCGCCGCCGCCACCGCCGCCUCGGUGGCGAGAGUACCGCCGCCGAUGCCGAACACCAUCGUCCUGCCGUCGACAGAGGUGCAGCUCGGCCUCCCACACUCGAACAUCUCUCCCCUCUUGAAGGCCGAGCGCGGCGUGUUUCCGUUCGUGCCCGACGGGGCGGAGAAGGACAAGGGGGAGGAGGCUCUGCAGGCGUCGGCGGGGGCGGAGGAGGUGGUGCGCGACUGCCUGUACAACAGCCACGGCAUGGUCGCCCUGGACGGGUACCUCUGGAAGCCCGGGUCGAUCCGGCUGGUCCGCCGCUGGAUGAUGCUCGUGGACAACACUCUGUACUACUUCGUCAAGCCCGGGGAUCGAAAAGCCAGAGGCGUUAUCUCUUUGCCGGGGUGCAUCGCGGAGGCGGUGUCCUCGGACGAACAAGAACCAGCGGGGGAAGAUCUUUCCGCUAGGAAGGAGAAGGAGCCUCGCAAGUCCCGCGUGCCCAAUGGGUACUACGGUCUCAGGCUUUUCCGGCCGAACCACCACGGCAAGGACAGCAACGCCCGGCUCUUUCUGGCCAAGACCGCCCAGGAACGCGACGAGUGGGUGGCAGAGCUUCGGGUGGCGUCGAGGGUGGUGCCUUUGGAAGACAUCUUCGAGAUCAAGGCGUUGCUCAGGAAGGGGGCUUUCGCGUCUGUGCAUCGCUGCGUCCGCAAGGACACCCAAGAAGAAUUUGCGGUGAAGGUCAUCGACAAAACCAGCCUCUCGUCCCACGAAAAAUUUCUCUUGCGCGGAGAGAUAGGUGCCCUGAAGCUCGUGUCGCACCCCAAUGUUGUCCGGCUUGAGGCUGUCCACGAGGACCCCCGGUCCAUCGCGAUCGUCAUGACUCUCUGCAGAGGCGGAGACCUAUGGGACAAGGUGCGGUCGCAACCAUCUCGGUGCUUCACCUCGAGCCAGGCCAGGACUGUCAUGAGGCCGCUGUGCGAGGCUGUCUUGUAUCUCCACACGCUCGGCAUCUUGCAUCGCGACAUCAAGCCGGAGAACAUCUUGCUUGUGGACGAUGGAGACGGCAAUCUAGGAGGGGUCACGCUGUCCGACUUUGGCUUUUCGCACCAAGUGUCGCCCAAGUCGCGGCUCGCCUGCGGAAAGCAGCUGAUGGGCACUCCCUCGUACAUGGCCCCCGAGUCCAUCUUGCACGGCAUGUACGGCAAAGAGGUCGACUGGUUCUCUUGUGGCUGUGUGCUGUACAUGAUGCUCAUGGGUCGAGCGCCUUUCGCGGGUAACAGCCCUUCCGAGAUCUUCCGCAACACGUGCCACGGCCGCCUGGGGCUCGGCAGGGGCGGCGCGUCCCUGUGGGACAAGCUCCCGGCGGCGGCGCGUGAGCUCAUCGUCGGCCUCAUGCAGCUUGACCACAACCUGCGAUUCACCGGCGAGCAGGCGAUGGAGCAUCGGUGGCUCGCGACCUCCGCCGAUGAGGAGCUGGGCGCCGCUGUCGGCGCGGCGCAGCAGCAGCAGCAGGCUGCACAGGAGGGAAGGCGGCGCCGGCAUGGAAGCGGCGGGAGCGGGAGCCGAAACGGGAGCCGCAGCGGCAGCGGCAGCCGGAGGGGUAGCAGGAGCAGCGGUGGUAGCGGGGGCGAGGAGCCGCCCGGUGCUCACGCUGGCGGCGGCGGCAGGGGUGAUGUAGCGGGUGUAAGGCCGGCAGCGGAAUCGCUGAAAGGGGUGCCGCCGAGCAGCAGUUCGACUAGCUUCGCGACGACCACGCCGACUAGUAGCUCGGGCAGCACCCCCGGGAGGAGGGGCAUACGGGGGGGAGGGGUACCGGCCGGCAGAGGCACCGUGGAUCGUCAGCACCAGCAGCAUCAACAGCCUCACUGAUUGUGAAGGGAUACGUGUAGCAGCAAGCACUUGGUUCGGUUCGUUUUACGGGUACAUGAUGUAGUGUUAUGCAGUCGUUGACGAAAAUCGAUUCACGGAACCCCGGGCGUUGGGUGGGGUUGGGGGUGUUCUAUGCCCGUAGGACCGCGUGGCUUGGAAUGGAAGUGGAAUGGAGUGGAAUGGAGUGGAAUGGAGUGGAGUGCACGGAUCGAAAAAAAAAGUAAAAUUGUGUAUCCUACGGCCUUAUCUAGAUUUUUUUUUUUGCAGGGCGGGGGUGUAUUUUGGACAGCUGGGCAGAAAGCCCGCUCCUCGCAAUUUGCGCCGUGACGGCUGCGACAGGGCCGGGGGCACGGAGUUGCUUCCAUCCUCGAACCCCCCCCCACCCCCCCACCCCCCCACCCCCGUACUGAGGCUUUGCUUGUUAAGUUCAUGCCUCGGUACUCGCGCGAUUUAUUCGCUUUUAGAAGAGCGAGCGAGGACGUUGCAUAUUGUGGUGUGGUGUUGGCAGGCAGGAAGACGCUGCAUGUGUGGAAUGAUGUAGUUGUUUUUCGGCAUGGGAACAAUCGUGCGUGCGUGCGCGCCAAUCCGUGUGAGUAGUAGCUUAGCAUCCGAGACGUUUGCGAUUGGACAGGCCGGGGGAACGCGCGUGGUUUGUAUCCCCGGUGGUCCACAUGCGGCUGAGAGUGCGUGACGUUGGCAAUUCGCCGCAUUGUGUUCUAUUGUAACAUGCCGUGUAGAACAAUAGGUGAGGACAUUAAAUGUUUAGGGCGCCUACGAUGUUGGAUAGUGCAGGAGGAUGUGCGUGCUUUUCAGCUGCGUUGGGCGUUUUAUGGGAGUGCUUGCACCCGCCCCGCCCCCUGUUUGUGCGGUGCCCGAAGUUGGAAUUUGUUGCCCCUUGUUGCCGCUGCAGCAUGUGUUGCUUCGCGCAGCAGCAGCAGCA